AUGCGCAGACAAGUAAAACCAACACAACUUGCGAUGGAUCGCAUUUCGGCGCUCGAAAUGAAGAUAGAUGGGGCUGUUAAGACGCUGAUUGAAGGUUGGCAAUCACAAGAGGCCACUCUGACUAAGCUUUUAAAGGAAAGCAAUAUACUUCGAGUCAUCAACCCGCUAAAAGAGAUGACGGGUGUGGCUCGCAACGACAACAAGGGAGAGCCAGUUGAUCCGGUGGAGCAGACCACCCUUUUAAAAUGGCCGGCCAUCAAGCGCCUGCUAGAGACAGCUUAUGCCGAAGACUACGUGCUCCAGUUGGAGGAACAACGGGAUCUGAUCAGUAUACACGGUCGGAGAGAGAGCUCAUACAUAGCAGACGACACGGUAUUGCCUACGUCACUCCGACCGACGAAAGACAGUGGACAUAGCACAGGGCUCUCAACGUCCGAUAGCGCCUUCAAAGUUGUGGUCCCCGCUUCGCCUGCAGACACUCCUGCGGAAAUUGAUCGGACUGGGUCUCUAGGGCUCGACGCGAGGACGGCCCGCCGGUAUUUUCAAAGCUAUCUUGAAAGCAUGCACAAGUUGCAUCCUUUCUUGUGCCAAAAUGACCUGACGAUGAAGGUAAAUGAAUUUAUUCGUUGUUAUUGCGCACGAGAUUUCCCGCUAUCGUUCAAUACCAAUUCUCUACGUCGUGGUAAGAAGCGGAGACGGUCAUACGAGGACUUAAAAGGGCCUCAAAUGUGUUCGGCAUCCGCGCAGCCAAAAGUAGUGGAAGAAAACAUUGAUAAUGCUAUAACUCUGCUGGUCUUUGCCAUUGGUGCUUUCUGCGAGCAAAAAGCCCUGCUACUGGGGUCAAUGAUGGAUGAACAGACUCUUGACUACCGCCACCAACCGAUCGCGGCUCAGCUUGCAUUGAAAUAUCCUUGUCCGCCCAUACCGCCCAGGGAUGAUGCAUACUCGGUGACCAGUGCUCUAUACAUCUCCAAUUCAGGUUCCACCGCUCAGGAGCAGAGACAGAAUUUCUCCAAACAUACAAUCUCUACAAUGAAAGGCGACUACGUCCUCGUGAAGAAUCAUGAGGGGAUACCCGGAUUGGCUCUGUACGGUUAUGCCGCAAUGAUUCUGGGUUUGAUGCAAGGAGGCAUCGGACUCCCACAUCUCCAGGCCAGGCUGCUUGCAGCUCUAUAUGCCGACCAGUUGGUCCAUCCCCUUCAGAGUCAUGGCUGGGUCUGCCAAGCUGUGCAAAUCUGUCAAGCUUUAAUCAGACAAAAGAAGCGCUUCCCGGGGACAGUGUCGGAGAGCCCUACCCAGGAUCUCUUCAACUUUGCCUACUGGACAUGUGUGCAGCUAGAGAGCGAUCUCCUCGUAGCACUUAACCUUCCGGCAAGCAAUACCCGUCUGACCGAAGGUGAGAUUCAUCUACCUAGGGGUCGUUUUACGAUUGACUUCUCCAACGACUUGACAGCGCCAGCUGCUCGUAUGCUGAUCAUCCAUUCGGCUCGGAUCCACCUCCGCAAGAUUCUUAAUCAUGUUCAAUUCGACCUUUACCGUGCAAAGAAGAAGGGGCAGUUCGGACGACUGUGGUCUGAGACACUAGAAGCUCUCAGUGCGAACCUUGAACUCUGGCGAGAAAAUCUUCCGAACAUGGUGAACUGGAAGGAUAACGAUCCACCUGCCGCCGAAAUCAAUGCCGCUCGUAUGCGCGCUGAAUACUACGACGCCCGGUAUAUGAUUCAUCGCCCGUCGCUCUACAGCACCCUAAAUCAUGGACAAGAUGGCGCCCAAGUGCUCGUACAGUCAAAUCCCACGGCUGUCGUUGAAUCGACCGAAGUAUUUUCGACGACACUACUAGCAUGCAGGGCUUGCAUUCAAUCGGCUAUCCAUAGCUCAACUGCAUUUGACGGUGUCGAGGACAGGCUAAUCUUGACGAAUUACUUUGGUAUAGCUCAAACACAAUGCGGCAACAUGCUCGUUCUCUCCGCGACGUAUAACGCCAACCUCGCCGGCCUUUCCGAUCUCGUAGACCGCGACACGCUCGAGCGUCUCCUUAUACGUACCAUCAAAUUCUUACGCCGAAGUCAAAUCGCGUCACCCACUAUACGUGCUAAUGCUCGAAUGUUGAUCGAGGUUUUUACCAGGAUCUUUGAUCAUGAACCUGACCUCUCUAGCUAG
Molecule: messenger RNA, 2160 nt
Organism: Penicillium diatomitis
Lineage: Eukaryota; Fungi; Ascomycota; Eurotiomycetes; Eurotiales; Aspergillaceae
Product: fungal specific transcription factor domain-containing protein
Exons: 2
Coding region: 1-2160 (719 amino acids)
Source: RefSeq, a predicted model, not a curated record